Galdieria sulphuraria is the source of this 1365-nucleotide messenger RNA. RefSeq lists its product as uncharacterized. Gene Ontology annotation, molecular function: DNA binding. Lineage: Eukaryota; Rhodophyta; Bangiophyceae; Galdieriales; Galdieriaceae. The record is from RefSeq and is a predicted model, not a curated record. The coding region runs from base 16 to 1185 and encodes 389 amino acids. The transcript has a single exon.
ACGAAGACUGACAGUAUGAGAAGACGAACGAUGCCUUUUAUAUCAACUACAACACAAGUCCAACUUGGGAAAUGUCUUUUGCCUUGUAAGCGAUGCUGCCACUGGUUCUCUUCUCCAGCUCGUUUCUAUAAGAGUAUUUAUGGCAAGAGUUCCUUGAAAAUAUGCCGCUUUUAUCCUGUUCUACUUGUUGCAAGGAAACCAACUAGGAAGCAAGGUGCUACGCAAGGAGAGCUGCAUGACGCAAAAAGUUUCUUCAAGAGUCUUAACGAAACUAAAAACUUGGAAGAAACAUCCUCCUCACCUUCCAACUUGGACCUUUCAAGUCCAUCACCUAUAGCUGGAGGUAAAAAAAGGAGAAAACCCCAUUCCGUUCAAACCAAAAAGAAAAUCAGCCAGAGCUUGAAAGGACGCUCGCUUUCUUCUGAAACUAAGAAGAAGAUAUCUGAAGCAAUGAAAGGGAAACAAUUUACGCCUUCGCAUCGCAUCGCCAUUAGUCAGCGAAUGCAGGGUCCACUCAACCCUAUGUAUGGAAGAAGAAUGAGUGCACAAACAAGACUAAAAAUAUCACUUUCGUUGCGAAAAUGUAAACUUGAAAACGGAAGGAACGGAAGUACUUCAGAAAAACAGCCUUCCGACGAGGAAAAUAAGAACCCGGUGCAGGUUCAUAAGACAAUGUUGCACGAAAAAUAUCAACAAGUUCGUGACGCACUCCAUUUAGAAAUGGAUAAAGAAGGACUUGAACUAAUAGGGGAGUCUUCGUGGACUUAUUUGGAUGAAGGGAAGAAAAGAAAACUAAAGAUGAUCCAGAAAUCAGUAAAGAAACGACUUCGUCAAGUUUCUCGAGAUAUGGAUGGUUUGGAACUUGAUGAAGGCUUUCUAGUGGAUGAUUUUGUUGCGCAGAAACUGGAACCAAAAAUAGAAAGGCCCAACAGCUCGUCACCCUCGAUGAAUCCUCCAACAGCGAGCAAUACAACUAGUUCAUCAGCAACUCCGCUGUCUUCCAAAGCAAAUCCAACUAAAAAGAAUGCUAGUACUUGUGAAAGUUGUGGAGGUAGAGGAAUCAAAGCAUGUGAGUUUUGUGUGAGAAAGUAUGGAGUUAGAAGUUCAAAAUGCAUCAAAUGUUAUGGUUCUGGAAUCAUGUUUUGUGCCGUAUGUAAUGGAAGUGGUGAGCUGCUUUCGAAAUAGUUCUUGUACGCUUUGUUUGUUAUGGGUACAUUUGGACUAUUGUGUUAUUUGUACAGUAAUAAUGGAUAGCUGUCUAGUUGUUUGCUUUAUAACUGAAACUUGCGAAUAUAUUUCGGGAAUGAUUACAAACGGGUUGUAUUAUUUACAUUACAUCGAAUGAAUAAAAUGAUUAGAAUCUUU